UGUUUUUUAUUUAGUUUUUAAACUAUGAGGAAGAGAAGCAGCAGCAGCGCCAGCAGGAGAAGCUCAACAAACAGAAGACGCAGUGAGAAUUUGCGUUUUGAUGAAUUCGGCUUUGCUCUCACCAAAAGAAAAGACCAAAAGCUUCAUCAUCGAUGUCAUGAGUACAGUUACCCCCAGCUGAGCUCACUGAGGGUGAAAGAGCUGUGUGAGCUGCUGAGCUACUGGAAUGGAGCCAGCUUUAUCUGCAAGAGCCAGAUUGAGCGAUUUAUCAGAAUGGGUAUUCCUCCAAGCCUGCGAGGCAGAGUGUGGAAGUGUCUUCUCACCACUGACAGUCUGAGAGAAAGCAGUGAAUUUAACUACCAGAAGUGCUUGUUAGAGGUGCGAGGGCCCCUGGUGGACCUGGGUGUCAGUGAGUACGGCAUCCUGUCAGCAAUAGCAACACUCAGCGACACACAGAACGACCUGGGCCUGAAUCCUCAGCAGCCCUCCAGCUGCCCUGAGCCCUGCUACUCUGUAGACGACAUCACAUUGUUUCGACAGAUUGCCUUGGACCUGCAGCGCUCCUUCCCAACCCACCGCUCUCUGAUGGGGGAGAGCCCAGAAGCCAUUGAGGGUCAGGCCAAGCUCUUCAGGGUCCUCAUUGCCUAUGCCAAAUACAACCCAAAGGUUGGAUACAGCCAAGGGAUGUCCUACAUAGCUGCAGUGCUGCUGAUGCAUUUGGGAGAGGAGGAGGCGUUUUGGGCUCUGACGGCCUUGUUGGAUAAACCCAAAUAUCUGGCUGAAACGUUUGACCUCAGCCUCACCAAGGUCCAACAUCAGGUGAAGGUGUUUGACCAGUUCCUGAAACACAGGAAGCCAAAGCUCUCUCAGCACAUGGAGUCAGUGGGAGUCUUAUCAGUCCACUUCGUGAUGCCAUGGUUCCUCACCCUCUUCACUUCCCUGCCCUGCUGGGACUCUGUCCUUGCUGUCUGGGAUCUCAUCAUUCUGCACGGCCUGCCAGCUGUGUUUCGUACUGCUCUGACCAUCAUCGAGCUCCUGGAGCCUCAGCUGAUGGACCUGAAUGAUGAGGGAGCAGUGUUACCCCUGCUGCUGAGAGUACCUGCUGAUUUGGCCAAGUACACUGUUUUGGUCCCUGCCCUGUGGGAUACUGAGGUCCAAGACUGGGAGCUUAAAUGUAUGAACAGUCUGGUGCUGGAUGAGAGCCACCAUGGACCCAAAGCAGAGCAGUGUGAAAACCAGAAGGCCACACUGUCCAGCCAAACCAGAGGAGGGAAAGAGGAAGAAAAGGGAUCAGCACUGUCAGAAGGAGAAAAACACACUGAGAAAGACUCAGUUGCCGGGGCUAAAAGUGUCCUGACCCGGGUGAUGCGUCUGGCUCAGCGGUACCUGUUAGACCCAAUGGGCCGACAGAGGGCUGAAGAGAAGAGUUCACAAACACAAGCCAAGUCCAGACAGCGCAGUCCUGCACUGGGACGGGUUUUCAGGAGUCGGACCUCAGCUUCACAAACACAAGCUCAGGUCAGAUCCAGUAGGCGGAGCCAGCCGAGAGGCAGAGCCCACCAGCCAGUAGUUCAGGGGCCUGAUGGUGAUGUCACGGUGACAGAUACAGCUGGGAAAACUGACAGAUCAGAGAAAACCUUCAGGAGGGCAGGCACGGGACCUGUUGGCAAGGUGGCCCGUCAUCACAGUAACCACAGCAUCAGAGUCAGGUCUCUCCGUCUUCUCCGAAGCGGAAAGAACCCAUUAAACCAGGCUCCUCCCUCCUCCUCUGUCCUCCCUUCAUCGCUCCGUUCCUCUGCCCUUCCUCCAUUGUCCUCCAUCCAGUCUCCAAGUCCCCCAUCAUCCAGUGCUUCUCGAAGCGGAGAGCCACACAAGCAGCAAGACACGCCCAGGAUGGCUUUCAUCAAGGAGUUGUCCUCCAAACAUCAGAUCAGUGUCCCAGUCAGAAAUGUGAGGGAGUCUACGCUGAUCUGACACUGAAGAAGGGAGACGGACACGAUGGAACGAGUGAAGGGUUAAAAUCCACUACAUGUUUACAUUCACUAUGAAGCCACUCUAAUUUAGUUACGUCGCUCAGGUGGUCUUGUUUGGUCUGGGACCGAGAAGUGACCAGCUCUCACAAAACCCAUGUUAAAUUACUGCACAGGUUAUGUGAGGACUUCAGUAAACACCUUUCCUAACAUGAACGGUUCUGAGCUUCAGAUCAUCUGAAGUGAACUAGAUUGUGUAGAUUAGAUGUUGUGGAUCUGUGAAACCAGAUUUCUGACAGAAUCUGAAACCUGGUGAUUGUUAUAAGUAGUUUUCUCUGUGUGCGUACGUGUGUGUGCAUGUGUGUGUGUGUGUGUGUGUGUGUGUGUGUGUGUGUGUGUGUGUGUGUGUGUGUGU
This is a messenger RNA of Toxotes jaculatrix (banded archerfish), 2385 nucleotides long. RefSeq names its product rab GTPase-activating protein 1. NCBI's taxonomy places the organism in Eukaryota, Metazoa, Chordata, Actinopteri, Toxotidae. Bases 25 to 1974 code for a protein of 649 amino acids. The record is from RefSeq and is a predicted model, not a curated record. The transcript has 15 exons.